GGACCUCUCUUCAAGAGUCUGGUCGAGGCUCACAAAAAAGGUUCGCCACAAUGAGAAAUCUAUGGACGUCGUCGUCUCGACAACGAUCUAGACUUAUUUUGUCAUUCAAAAUCUGUCACUGUAAGAGAUAAAACCGUAAUCUAAGGGUAUCAUAUCCGUCGCUUUCUGUAAGAUUUCAUAUACUGUCGGUAGGGGUCAACACGGCCACUGGCCGCGAAAACGAUCAAGGAUCAUCCAGAAAAGUACGUCCGUUAUUCGGCGUUAAUUAACGUACAAGUUUAGCCUUCAUGAAAGCUCUCAUAGCGCCUGAUGGGUAGGCAACAUCUUGCAUGCAGUGCUCACGUGUACUGCGGGCUGGCCUACCACGAGUCUCGCAGGCGCCAGGCUACCGUAAUUUACAGAAUGCUUUCUGAGAAAAGCGGGCGUAUUUUCCGGACGAUCCCAAAGUAGGACGGCGGCGUGGCUCGUCUACUAUACGAAAAGCAAAACGUACUUUAACUUUGAACCAUUCAACGAGUAGAAUCGGACAGAAGAGCCGAUGGGAGAAAGUAAAGGAGGUGCUUCUGAAAAGAGGCCCACCCCCAUCACUCUCUUUUAAUCGUCCUUAAUGGAUUAUCGACCGUUGCACUGGUGAGGCGAGCGCUUAGGCGGGCGACUCGUAGUGAUGGACGCCGUGCCCGCCGCAGAACACGAGCCGCCGGCCCCUCCGGGCUGGGUGCGCCACUGGGCGCGGCAGUGGCGCGCGCUGCUCGCGCUGCUCUCCGUGUUCGGGAUGAACUGCACCCGCGGAUGGCCCCCGCGGCCCUGGCGAGGCCUCCGCUGGUACGGCAGCCUGGUGCUCGCGGUCAGGAUCCUCCACGACGUCCAAGCCCUAAUUGAAAUUAAGACCACUCGCGAGGAUAUAGGCAAGAUCAACUACAUUGUGUUACUAUGCCUCUACGAAAUGAGCGUCAAGCUCGUCGGGUCGGUGGUCUCGCAGGUUGUGAUGCUGGUGCGUCCCGAGGACGUGUGCCUCGUCACCGAGUGCAUGCUGCUCUACAGCCGAGUCGGUCAGCCCGCGGUCUGGGGUGCCGUGGCUUUAGUCGGGCCGACCUACGUGGUCGGGCUCGUGCUGGUCGCCGGCCCUUCGACUUACGCGAUGGCCACCACGGGAACGUGGAUGCAACUAUUCUCCUACAUGCUGGGAGACUUGGUGCCGUCCGUGGUGAUGAUGCUUGUCGGGAUCAUGCAGCUUUUAAUGACCGCCUUGUACGUGGGCUUCGCCACGGACGAGAGCAGUAACGUGAAGGGGUGGGUCUCGGAGGCGGAGGCGAGCAAGUGCCCGGCGCACGUCGAGUUGCUCCGUAAGCUGCGGGUGCGACAGCAGUUCCUGCACGACAUGGUGCUGCACCACAACUCGGCGUUCGGCUGGUGCUACCUCAGCUGCCUCGCCCACGUCUUCAUGGAGACCGUGCUGUGCCUUUACCUUGGCCUCGCGCAACUUCGGCAAGUGGCAGAUCCGUCGGAGCCCCUACUGAACGCGUGGUUUUGUACGUGGGGCGCCUUCGAGCUCACGAUGUUCUGUGGGAUGUGCAUAUUGGGCCAGAAGUUGGUUGACCACCACGGACAAAUGUACUGCCUGUUGCGGGGCUUCUUGGUCUCCAACCCUCAACUCUGCACUGAAGCAAAGCUGGAGCUUCAGGGCUUUGCUCAGCAAAUACGCAGGCAGGACAACCGCCCUGGGAUUUUUGGCCUGAUCCACUACGACUUGAAGACUAUGAAAGCGGUAAAACUCAAAACAAGAGAACGAAUUCACAAAACUGAUCAGUUACGCACCAUACCUAUGUUUUGUUUGGCUACCGGCUUUUAUUGUCAUUGCAUUGUGCUUCAGGGUUUCGCGUCAACGGUGACUUAUAUAAUCGUCCUCAGCCAAUUCGAACCAGCUGUGGGCCACUAAACUCUUAGGACACAGUUGAGGUCUCCGACCAAAUCUUACCUCAAAAACAAAUAAAGUAGUGUCGUUCCCGAACUUUAUACAAUAAUGUAUCUACGAAGACGCGGACUUUUUGCAAAGUUUUCCGCCUGAACAAACAUGACACACUGUUUAAAAAGUCGACACUAAUUUAACAGAUUGAAACUGUCAAUCAUUUAUUAAUAAUAUUGUGUUAGUUAACACAACUGUAAAAUUGAUAAUUGCAAAUUUGUAAGUGACUUAAAAUUAUAUUUUUAAACUGUGCAUGACAAAAACAAUGUCGAUAUUUAUUCUACAACACUUUGGGCUUUCUCUUUACUGUGGAUCGUCAGUACAGGCACAUGUGUGUCGCGUCCAGCCAAGGGACGAGCUCCGGUGCUGGCUGUUGAUCGACGCCGACAGCCCGCAGCGCCCGGCGUGGUAGGCCGCCCAUUGUACACCUGAGCUCGCCGGCGCCGCUACCGCUGCUUAUUUUGCUGCUCGCGACGUUGCCCCCGCCGCGCCCGUGACCCGCCACCAGCAGAAAUAGCAGCCGCAUGCCAAACUGAUUGUACCCAGCCCGUGUAAUGACUCUAUAGACCCCGCUCACCUACCGAGAGUUAUGUCGAGUUAUGUGAUGGUAGUAGCAGUAAGAACGCUCAAGUUGUCAUCUCU
Messenger RNA from Frankliniella occidentalis (western flower thrips), 2605 nucleotides. RefSeq lists its product as uncharacterized. Bases 665 to 1936 code for a protein of 423 amino acids. Gene Ontology annotation, biological process: sensory perception of taste. The transcript is spliced from 4 exons. The record is from RefSeq and is a predicted model, not a curated record. Gene Ontology annotation, cellular component: membrane. NCBI's taxonomy places the organism in Eukaryota, Metazoa, Arthropoda, Insecta, Thysanoptera, Thripidae.